AUGUCUUUGGCAAAUUACUCCAACAUGAACUCUGUCUCCAUUGCAAAUAGCUUAGGAUCUGGUUCACGGGCACCCAUACUUAUUCCUGAAGAGUAUAAUUCGUGGGUUGGCCGUAUGAAUCUUCAUCUUAAUGCUAUAAAUGAAGAUGUCUGGAAGUGUGUAGAAGGAACAUAUGUUACUCCAGAAAAUAUGGCUACUCUUGCUACAAAUCAAGCCACUCAAGUUGAAAUUACAAAAAAGUUGGAACUCCAAGCCAAAAAGGAACUUGUUUCUGGAAUACCUCACAGUAUUCUAAGUCAAAUGGAUGACAUUAUACUGUUAACCGCAAAUCAAAUUUGGGAGAAUUUGAAAAAUCGUUUUUGUGGAAAUAAAAGAAUCAUCGGAAACAAAAGAACAUCUGUUUUGAAUGAAUUUGAUAAUUUCAAAAUGCUUUCAUCAGAAACCAUCCAUGAUGCUCAUGAUAGGUUCAAUUUGAUUAUGGGAAAUCCAGCUAUUCAUACUGAAACUUUGUACAACUUGUAUGGAGAACUUCAAUCGUAUGAAUCCUCGAUUGACCCACCAACCACUGCAGCUUUUGGAGGACCACUUGCACUUGUGUCCACAACUUCUCAAAACCAAACACCUUUCAAUGAUCAAAACUUUAAUCAUUUUAAUCAGACUACAUCUUUUCAAAACCAAGCCUUCCAGUCUGAUUCAAAUGAUGAAGCAGAUUAUCAACAACUAGAAUGUCGAGCCAAAAACAAAACCAAAAUCAAAGACUCGGCAUACUAUGCUCAAAGAGCCGAUGAAUUGAAGAAACUGGAAAACCAAGAAAAGCAAAGAGCAUUGAUGGCAAUCCAUGAACCAAGUGUGGAAUACUGGCCAACUUCUGAUGACGAAGCUGAACACGAACCAACACAAUCAAACUUCUGCUUCGUAGCUGGUGUUGAAAUACCUUCAAGAGCUCCAAACGUCAUAGAACAGAAUAAAAGACUGAUAUGGAAUAUGGAUUCAAUCAAAGUUGCCAGAAAACUAAGUGAUGAUAUUUUCACCAAGGCAAACUCCUUAGGAACUGGCAAAAUUGAUACGAAUUAUAGACCAGGAAUUGGAAGAGAAUCCUUUGAAAUUGAACAAGCAAAACAGGAAAACAUGACGAAUUGUGAAAACUCUGAAUCUACUCUACCUAAUCUUUUCACAUCUGUUAAUGAGGAAGAUUCAGAUGAAGAAACAGUUAUCAACUGUAGUCCAGAUGAUACUGCUUUCAGUGUUUCCAAAAAGUCUUUCAAAAGAGUUGUAAAUUCUGAAACAGACUUUGCAAGUUCUUUAACUCACCAAAUCAAACAUACCGAUAGAACCACUAAACUCAAAAACUUUUUGAAUGGAGAAAAUUCCUCUUAUGAGGAUGGUAGUACUUCUAUACCAACUGCUUUUCCUACAAUGACUUCAUCAAUUGUUGGAAAAACUAGUCUGGGACAAAAAUACUCCAAGAAACAACAAACAAGCAAAAAAUCCAUUGAAGUCACCAAAACCCCACUAAUCAAGCCAAACUUUUUUGAAAAACAACCAAAGAAACCAGUUAAACCAUACGUCAUACCUCAUAAACAGGUUUCCAAACAAAAACCAAAAUCUUUUCAAAAACCUUUUGAAAACCGCUUUCAAGAUAUUACUUUUAAUCAUUCAAGGAACUUUCAAAAACCAUCACAUCAGAAAGUUUCAAACCAUCAUCAUCAAAAAGCCUUUCAAAAUCGCCCAUCACAUCCCAGAUAUGAAGAAAACUUUUCAAACAAACCUUCACAUCUAGGAUAUCUUUCACCAAAUCACAGAUCUUAUCAACCCACAGGUUUUCAAAAACAAAUCGCAUUUUGGGUACUUAAUGCUGGAGAACCCAAUGAUGAUUCAUGGUAUAUUGAUAGUGGCUGCUCCAAGCAUAUGACAGGAAACCGGAACUACUUACGUGACUUCAAACCUAUACAAACCAAUCAAGAUGUUACCUUCGGCAACAACAUGAAAGCAAAAAUCAAAGGUUAUGGAAACAUAACAAAUGGUAAUUUUACCAUAAAGAAAGUUGCCUUCGUCGAUGACCUGAAACACAACCUCAUCAGUGUUUCUCAACUGUGUGAUAACAAUCUUGAAGUUCUUUUCACCAAACAACGAAGCUUGAUCAUGGACGCCAAAACCAAAGAUGUUAUAGUUGAUUCUAACCGUGCCGGAAAUAUGUAUCCACUUGACAUGGAUCUUAUCUAUGGUAAACCCGAUAUCUGUUUGUUAUCUAAAGCCCCAGCAGAUAUUAGUUGGUUAUGGCACCGCCGCCUUUCCCAUCUAAACUUUGGUUACAUCAACAAAUUAAUCGGCGAUGAUCUUGUUUGA
Messenger RNA from Lactuca sativa (garden lettuce), 2346 nucleotides. Lineage: Eukaryota; Viridiplantae; Streptophyta; Magnoliopsida; Asterales; Asteraceae. The record is from RefSeq and is a predicted model, not a curated record.